Molecule: messenger RNA, 1156 nt
Organism: Varanus komodoensis (Komodo dragon)
Lineage: Eukaryota; Metazoa; Chordata; Lepidosauria; Squamata; Varanidae
Product: zymogen granule membrane protein 16-like
Exons: 5
Coding region: 237-755 (172 amino acids)
Source: RefSeq, a predicted model, not a curated record
AAGACUGCCUGAAACGGAGUGCAUCCACCAGAUGUUUUACUCAAACAUCAGAAAAGCAUGAUGUCUGCGUGCAGCCAACCCGCGCUUGCAUCUGAAUAUAACGCUGGUUCCCAAGAUAAAAUGAUGACACACUAUAUCUCAUGGACAAUAUAAAAUACAGCUUUUCCCUUUGGCUGGCCUGCAGAACACGAACACACGUUGCUCACUCCAUCCACCCCAGGACUGCAUAAGGUACCAUGAUGUUUUCUUUUGCCAUCCUCACUGUACUUGCUUGUGCCAUCACCAUCCAUGCAGCAGCUAUUCAGCCCCGUGCAUCUUCCUAUUCGGGCGAGUACGGUGGAGGUGGAGGAAAACGCUUCUCUCAUUCUGGAAACCAACUGGAUGGACCCAUAACUGCCCUCAGGAUUCGGGUUAACCGGUGGUACAUUGUGGGCCUCCAGGUCCGUUAUGGCAAGGAGUGGAGUAACUACGUAGGUGGCAACUCCGGUGACCUGGAGGAGAUCUUCCUCCACCCUGGCGAGUCCUUCAUCCAAGUCUCCGGGAAAUACAAGACUUACGUCCGGAAACUGGUCUUUGUCACUGACAAAGGGCGUUAUUUUCCUUUUGGCCAGGACACGGGUACCAGCUUCAAUGCAGCUCCCCUCUACCCAAACACUGUCCUGCGUUACUUCAGUGGCAGGUCUGGUUCUGUCAUUGAUGCCAUUGGCUUUCACUGGGACAACUACCCAAGCAAUUGCCCCAACUGUAAGAAGUGAAGGGGAAAACGGCUAGAGAGAAGCAGGCCUCUCUGGGUGCGACCGCACGGAGCAAGGAUGGGGUGUCUUUGGCUCAUCUCUUUGGGAAUUGCCUUCCCCUUGUUCGAGACUUCUUGCAGCCCCCUCAGUCUCCAAUAACUCUCUUCCCAGGUGGUUUUCCCUUCACCAACUGAACAGAUUAAUCCAUCCAUUCGUCAUCUUGCACAUCCACUCACCCAGCCAGCCAUCCAUCAGUUCUCUCAAAAUGUUUUCUGUUCUUCUUUUGGAGUUCAGCUAAGCCAACCAACCUCUGCCUCAUCUCUGUCCCAUUUCCUCAGACCUUCCUCCCCAUCAAACAGUCACCUUGUAUACCGUGCCAAUUGAUCAUAAUAAACAAUAAAUAAUAACAAGCAAAUGCCAAA